AUGGCUGAGUUCGACGAGCGAGUAGAGGAGCUCGGGAGUCUCGAAGCGAUCUACCCAGAAAUCCGCAUCGAUCACGAGACUUGCUUCGCGACGCUCGAGUUGGCCGUCACGCCGUCGACGCCACUACUCGUUCGAUUCGUUCCUGACAAGUCACCAACCGCCGCGAGUCCGACGUAUGCACAAGCUACGGUGAACGCGCAUGUCGAGCAUGAUGUCAAGCUAUCGCACCUGCCUUCAUUGAUCCUGCAAGUCUUGCUUCCUCCGUCAUAUCCAGUCGAUGCGCCGCCGAAAGUACUAUUGUCGGCGGACCAUGCGUGGUUGCGGAAAGAGAAGUUGGAUGAGCUAGAAGUGGAAGCUGCGAAGGUAUGGGAAGAGUACGGACGAUGUCAGAUCCUAUUCGCAUACAUCGACUUUCUGCAACAAGCAGCCGAACGUGCUUUCGAUAUCGAUCAGAGUGCUGAAGGAUGUCUCGUCCUUCCAGCAUCAGCCGAGAAGACCCUCGUGGCUUUUGAUGAAGCGACAGAGCUGGCUGUGUUCAACACCGGCCACUACGACUGCGGUAUCUGUCUCGAGCCGAAGAAAGGGUUGGCAUGCUACAAGAUGAAGCGCUGUGGACACGUUUUCUGUCUACAGUGCCUACAGGACUUCUACAAUAACGCCAUCAUGGAAGGUGACGUGGCAGUAAUUCGAUGUCUCGAUCCAACAUGCGGUGUAGACCCAAGCGGCAAGAAGAAGCGGAAGCGCGAACGCACACUCCACCCUCGAGAACUCCUAGCCAUGCGGAUAGAAGAACCCGUAGUCCGCCGUUAUGUCGAAAUGAAACGCAAGAAGAAACUCGAAGCGGACAAAAACACUGUAUGGUGUCCAAGAACAUGGUGCCAAGGACCCGCCAAAAGCGCAAAUUACGUCCCCUUACCUACAGACCUGACCGAAUACAUCGCCUCUGACGACGAGAACUCAGACAACGAUGCCGAAACCCGCCACGACUCCACAGCCACCACCCCACCCAAGAAAGACCCAGCCUCAGGCCUCGACGUCGACCGCCUCGCCGUCUGCGAAAAGUGCUCCCUGGCCUUCUGCCGCGUCUGCUACAUGGGCUGGCACGGCCCCUUCAUCCGCUGCUUCCCGCGCAACGCCGGCGACCUGACCGUUGAAGAACGGGCUUCCUACAACUAUAUCCGCCGACACACCUCGCCUUGCCCAUCCUGCGGCUCCCCAACCCAGAAGAUCCACGGAUGCAACCAUAUGACUUGUUUCCAAUGUGGAUCGCAUUUCUGUUACUUAUGUGGUGCGUGGUUGAAUAAGGAGAACCCGUAUAUUCAUUUCAAUACUACGGGACGGGAGUGUUAUCAGCGGUUAUUUGAUCUGGAACAGGGGGAUGAAGCGGCGGAGUUGUUGCAGGGGGAGGAGGGACGGGAGGCGGGGGAGAGGUUUGGGGGGAUCAGGAGGUUCGAGAUGAUGGCGCUUGAGGUUGCGAGGGAGGCGGAUGAGAGGGAAUUGGCGGAGAUGGCUGGGGAGGAUGGGGAAGGGGAGGUGGAUGAGGCGACCCAGAGGCAGAGAGAGCUUAGGGCUGCGGCGUGGGAUGUUGUGGUUGCUGAGCCAAUUGUUGUUGGCUUGGCGCAGGUGCAGCUCAAUCCUCCUCCUCAGGCACCUGAUCCCCAGCCCCAGCCACAACCACAAGCUCGUGCCCCGCCGCCACAGCGAGCACGACGGAAUCCUUUCCCCGUCCGGCCGGGUGUUGGCGGUGCAGCGGACGCCGUGCGUCGACACGAACGCGCAGCAGCGGCACUACCACCACGGAGACGACAAGCUCCUCAUGCUGCGCUAGACGAUGACGACCGCUUCCGUGGCGAAAUCCAGCGCUUUCUUCGGAUGGCGAGGGAUGAUACGGAGGAUGCUUGGGAUAGCGAUGAGUUGGAUGAGGAUGAUGGGAGAUUGCAGAGAUAG
Molecule: messenger RNA, 1947 nt
Organism: Recurvomyces mirabilis
Lineage: Eukaryota; Fungi; Ascomycota; Dothideomycetes; Mycosphaerellales; Teratosphaeriaceae
Exons: 2
Coding region: 1-1947 (648 amino acids)
Biological process (GO): protein polyubiquitination; positive regulation of proteasomal ubiquitin-dependent protein catabolic process; ubiquitin-dependent protein catabolic process
Cellular component (GO): cytoplasm; ubiquitin ligase complex
Molecular function (GO): zinc ion binding; ubiquitin conjugating enzyme binding; ubiquitin protein ligase activity
Source: RefSeq, a predicted model, not a curated record